GAGUCCGCAGUAGUCUGCGCUCUGGCCUGGAAGCGCUAGAGCCACCGGUGAGGUGUGCUGGCUGCUGGAGAGAGGCUUUGGCAGACAUGGCUCCCAGCGCGCUGGCUCCCGAACCGGAGAGUCGGAAGGGUAUCCGGGCCGUGUUGCUGGGGCCGCCCGGGGCUGGCAAGGGGACCCAGGCACCCAGAUUGGCUGAAAACUUCUGUGUCUGCCAUUUGGCCACUGGGGACAUGCUGAGAGCCAUGGUAGCUUCAGGUUCUGAGCUGGGAAAAAAGCUGAAGGCGACGAUGGAUGCUGGGAAACUGGUGAGUGAUGAAAUGGUUGUGGAGCUCAUUGAGAAGAAUUUGGAGAGUCCUUCAUGCAAAAAUGGCUUUCUUCUAGAUGGCUUCCCUCGGACUGUGAGGCAGGCUGAAAUGCUUGAUGACCUCAUGGAGAAGAGGAGAGAGAAGCUUGAUUCGGUGAUUGAGUUCAGCAUUCCAGACUCCCUGCUGAUCCGGAGGAUCACUGGAAGGUUGAUUCACCCCAGUAGUGGCCGGUCCUACCAUGAGGAGUUCAACCCUCCAAAGGAGCCCAUGAAAGAUGAUAUCACUGGAGAGCCCCUGAUCCGAAGAUCAGAUGACAACGAGAAGGCCUUGAAGAUCCGCCUGGAGGCCUACCACACGCAGACCACCCCUCUCGUGGAGUACUACAGGAAACGGGGGAUUCACUCUGCCAUAGAUGCAUGCCAGACCCCUGAUGUCGUGUUUGCGAGCAUCCUAGCAGCCUUCUCCAAAGCCACAUCUUAGUAAAAGAAGGCCAGGCGAGACUACACCCUGCUCAUCUCCCCGCCGCGUGAUACCUGCUCUUAGGUGCUGGGCAGAAGGGAAAAGGGUGGUCACGGGAAGGAAGGAUGGUGAGGGAAGUGUGAGGGGCUCAAGACAAGCAUUUGGAACAGUGGCAGUGUUAUAAUUAGAAAGGGGUUUUUUUUGUUUUUUGCGCAUGGAUGGGAAUUUGUAAACUAUAAGCAAGGGGAACAAUUAAUUUUUUAAAAACUGUGAUUGGAGGGCAUUGGUGCGAAUGAAGAGCUACGGUAUUUUUUAAGCAAUCAAGCUUCCAUUUACUCUGGACCACAAAGCUAAUGCUCCAAGAGACCUCAGCUGCUCAGAAGCUCAUGGAUCACCAGACCAAGAAUGCAGCCGUCAACUGGGCCUAUGUAUCCUGUGUGGGUGCUGGGGGUGGGGUGGGCUGUGGCCUGUGGCUCCCACGCCAUCUGCAAGUAUAGAGGAGGUGGGGAUGUGACCUCAUUGGGGUCCAGUAAAUCAUUUUUACUGGAAUUGGGGGGAGCAAGGGGACACAGAUCCCACACUUCCUAUCACUUACAGUCACCUGCAAACCUUCAGCAGCCACCCAGCACACACUAGUCCUUACAACUUUGCCUCUGUUCAUCCAUGGGACCCUUUUCAGUAAGUGAACAAGGCCUAGGAAUGUAGUUCAAUGGCAUGUGUGUGCCUAGCAUUACAAGGUCCUGCUGGGUUCAGUCCUCAACAAUGAAUGAGGAAACAAAACUUAAACUGUCUUAAGCUAAAGCAUCCAAAGAUUAUCCUUCUCGUCCUCAAAUCCUUUGACCGGGAUCACCCAACAACACUGUGAUGUAUUUUUCAAUGAGGUGCCUUCAUAACUGACCAAAUGCUGCCGUUUGGCUCCUGAGUCAAUAAAGUAUUUUGAAAAUUUG
Phodopus roborovskii (desert hamster) is the source of this 1711-nucleotide messenger RNA. It is a transcript of the gene Ak2, whose product is annotated as adenylate kinase 2. Lineage: Eukaryota; Metazoa; Chordata; Mammalia; Rodentia; Cricetidae. The coding region runs from base 87 to 785 and encodes 232 amino acids. Gene Ontology annotation, molecular function: ATP binding; AMP kinase activity. Gene Ontology annotation, cellular component: mitochondrion; cytoplasm. The transcript has 7 exons. Gene Ontology annotation, biological process: ADP biosynthetic process. The record is from RefSeq and is a predicted model, not a curated record.